Molecule: messenger RNA, 954 nt
Organism: Trichechus manatus latirostris (Florida manatee)
Lineage: Eukaryota; Metazoa; Chordata; Mammalia; Sirenia; Trichechidae
Product: olfactory receptor 10AG1-like
Exons: 1
Coding region: 1-954 (317 amino acids)
Biological process (GO): G protein-coupled receptor signaling pathway; detection of chemical stimulus involved in sensory perception of smell
Cellular component (GO): plasma membrane
Molecular function (GO): olfactory receptor activity; G protein-coupled receptor activity
Source: RefSeq, a predicted model, not a curated record
AUGGAAUGCACAGGACAAAAAGAGCAGGGGAAUCUCACCACUUUUGUAGAAUUCAUCUUGCUUGGCUUUGCUGAUGUUCCUGACCUCCAGGGAUUUCUUUUUGGGGUGUUUUUGGUAAUCUAUCUGAUUAUCCUGAUUGGAAAUAGCCUCAUUAUCAUAAUUACCAAGGUGGAUCCUUCCCUCCAGACCCCUAUGUAUUUUUUCCUUGGGAACUUUUCCUUCUUGGAAAUAUGUUAUGUGUCAGUCACUGUUCCCAGAUUGUUAGCAGAUCUUGGUCGACAAAAUAGAAAUAUUUCCUUUCUGGCCUGUGCUACUCAAAUGUAUUUCUUUCUGGUCUUGGGGGCCACUGAGUGCUUCAUUCUGACUGCAAUGGCUUACGAUAGGUAUGUGGCCAUUUGUAACCCAUUGCUGUACCCUCUCGUCAUGAACACUCGACUGUGUAUCCAGUUGGCAGCUGGCUGUUGGAUCAGUGGAAUGCCAGUACACAUGGGGUUCACCUAUCUCAUUUUCUCUCUACCCUUCUGUGGACCUAACCAGCUGGAUCACUUUUUCUGUGACGUACCUCCAGUACUUAAGCUAGCCUGUGGGAACACAUUUAUGAUUGAGAUGUUGAUUUAUGUGGUGGCUGUUCUAAUUGUCACUAUUCCUUUUCUGUUGAUACUUGGGUCUUAUGUCCAAAUAAUCUCAACCAUCCUGAAGCUGCCAUCAGCCACAGGGCAAGCCAAGGCCUUCUCCACCUGUUCUUCCCACCUCAUGGUGGUGGCUUUAUUCUUUGGAUCAGGCAUCAUUACAUACAUGAGACCAAAGUCCAGUCAUUCAGUAGGAAUGGACAGAUUCCUUUCUCUUUUUUAUACCAUUGUGACGCCUAUGUUUAACCCCAUGAUAUAUUGUCUGAGGAACAAAGAUGUCAUGGUGGCACUGAGAAAAUUUCUAUCAAAAUGGAUUGUGUUAUGA